AUGUGCCGAAAUAUUAAUAUUUUAGUUCCAUCGGUUUUUACUGUGGUUAUAUUUUUUCUUUUACUUUUACUCUCUAUAGUCAAAAAUCAAAAUUUGUGUAUUAUAAAUACGCCGGCUAAUCGCCGCUGAUAAAUUAAUAAUCUUAAAUAUAAUACUACUGUUUCUUGUAGUUACUCGUUGAUUUUUGUUUAUAAUUUACAAUGGUUUUUACAACGGCAAUGAUGAUGGUCAGAAGUAGAGGUCCAGACGAGUUUUGGAGAAAAAGAAAAAUUUUCAAAAUUGCUGCUCACUUUUCCGGUCGUCGAAGAAAUUGCUAUUCAAUUGCUAUUAAGGCAGUUCACCGUGCUCUUCAAUUUGCAACAAUUGGGCGGACAGUGCGAAAAAGUGAUAUGAUUGAUUUAUGGAACACUCGUAUUAAUGCAGGGUGUGAAGAACACGGAAUAGAAAUAAAUAAUUUCAAGGAUAGUUUAUCAAAAUGUGAUAUUCAGUUGAACAAGAAAGUUUUAGCUGAUUUAGCUAUUUGGGAACCUAAUUCCUUUAAAGCACUGUCUGAUCUAGCAAAAUCUGUAUCAAUCGAUUAUAAUUUACCAGGUACUGAAAAAUACGACAAGCCAACAAAUGUAGUCACUAGAGGUUUAUUGAAAAAAUAAUUUUGUUUUAUAUUGUAUUUUUUAAAUGAAUCAUUAAACCUUAAGAAAUUUUGUAGAAACAUAAAUAAAUGUUAUUUGUAAAAACUAA
Messenger RNA from Rhopalosiphum padi (bird cherry-oat aphid), 738 nucleotides. It is a transcript of the gene mRpL20, whose product is annotated as large ribosomal subunit protein bL20. NCBI's taxonomy places the organism in Eukaryota, Metazoa, Arthropoda, Insecta, Hemiptera, Aphididae. Gene Ontology annotation, molecular function: rRNA binding; structural constituent of ribosome. The transcript has 4 exons. Gene Ontology annotation, cellular component: ribosome. Gene Ontology annotation, biological process: ribosomal large subunit assembly; translation. The coding region runs from base 201 to 650 and encodes 149 amino acids. The record is from RefSeq and is a predicted model, not a curated record.